This is a messenger RNA of Phyllostomus hastatus (greater spear-nosed bat), 2252 nucleotides long. RefSeq names its product small integral membrane protein 38 (gene SMIM38). The record is from RefSeq and is a predicted model, not a curated record. The transcript is spliced from 2 exons. NCBI's taxonomy places the organism in Eukaryota, Metazoa, Chordata, Mammalia, Chiroptera, Phyllostomidae. The coding region runs from base 820 to 975 and encodes 51 amino acids.
UGCGCUCGGCAAACAGAUUUAUCCGGGGCCGCCCGGUCCCCGCCUGCAGGGCCAGAGGCCAGGAGCUGGGCUCGGCCGUGCGUGAGCCCGGUGCCGCGGCGCCCCCAGGACGCCCACCGGAGACCCCGCUCGCGCAGCUCUCUGCCUGCGUCCCCGCCGCCGCGGCCCUGGCGCCUCCCUGCCCCCACCCACCCUGGGCUGCUGCUGCUGCUGCUGCUGCUGCUGCUGCUGCUGCAGGGACCGCAGCCGCUGGACAGCGCCGGCCUCCCGCGUGAUAGCUAAUUGGGGAGAGAAAGGGCCCGAUUGUCUCGGGGGGCCGGAAGAGCGGGCGUGGGCGGCUGAAAGAGCCGGAGAAGGUGGCCAGCUUCGCCCAGCAGCUGCCGCCGGAGACGUUAGCGGAUUACGUCAGCGCCGGCGCACGGGGGGCUCGGGAGGGGGGUGGCCCGCAGUCGCCAGCCCCGGGCCUCCCCACAAUGCGGCCAUUGUCGGCCCGGAGAGCGGCUCCUUCUGGAUGAAUGGCACGCGGGCCUCUUGACCAAGGCGGCCGCUCGCCGUCCCCGCGCUGUCCUCCCGCCGGCCGGCCAGCCGGGGAGGCCCUGGGCCGGAGCCUUGGGGGGGGGCUGCGGAGAGGACAGGGCCGUCCCUGAGGGGGGCGGGUGUGGGCCUCGCGGCCGCCCAGCUAUCCUGAGUACCCGGUGCAGGCCCCUGGCCCCGCUGUGGGCGCUGGGCACGGCCUGGCCGGGAACCCGGGGCCCGCUGCGGUCCGGGCCACGUCCCUGCUGCCGUGCUUGGGGCCGCCCGCCCGCCCUGGCAGGCGGCAUGGACUCCUGGCUCGGGGGCAGCGCGGGUCCCGACCCCCUCCUGGUCCUGCUGGUCGUCAUCUUGCUGGCGCGCUUCCUCCUGUGGUCCUGCCUGGGGACCUACGUCGACUACAGGCUGGCCCGGCGCCAGCCCCGCAAACCCAAGGAGGACUAGGGCCCCCAGGGCAGGGCGGGCCCCCACGCCCCCCACCCAGGCUGGCCAGGGCUGUGCUGGCCACGUUUCACCCCCCACGUCGGGGGACAGACAGGCCACCUGGGCCAGUCCGUCCCCACGUUCUGGGGGCCCCUGUUGGAGUGAGCGAUCCCGGGGGUGGGUCUUGCUCUGAGAAUUUCUGUGCUCCCAGCCCUUUAUGAAUACGUUUGCAGGAGGACGUGGGGGUGAGCCGUGGGGCUCGGGGGGCACCACGAGGGCAGAUGUCACGACCUCGCAGCCCGCCCUGCCGCCCAGGGCCACCUCGCAUCUCUGUCUCCUCCCGCCUCCUGGGGGGACGAGAUGAAUCUUCAUCCCUCCUGGAGGGAACACAGCUGCCUCAGUUUCCCCCAGAGCGGACCGCUGGGCUGAGGUUGCUUGGGUGGGGCAGGAGCUCCUGGCUGGGGAGCCAGUGAUGAGGCUGGCCCCUCCGGGGAGGUGGCGGCGGGCGCAGCAGGGGGUCGAGCCUGACCCUCGAGGACAAACGCCACCAUGGCUGCUUCUCUCGCUUCCCACCCUGAUGCCCGGUGACCCGCAGGAGAAACUGCCACAUCGCCACAUUGGCCCCGGGUGGGGUGGGGGGUGCAUCUCCGGGUCUGCCUGAUCCUUGUGCCCCGUGUCCCUGGGACCUUGGGGCCGUGCGUGGGCCACCGCUGUCCAACAGUGUGACCUGGGAUGGGCGCGGGGAGCCAGGGAGCACCCGCCCCGCAUCUGGGGGGUCUGGAACUGGGGGGCCGGGCACAUGGGUGGUCGGCCGUGUCCGCGGAUGGAGCCACGGAGCCCGGACACUGGGACUCGGGCGCCUCCCCGGUGACAACCCUCCGGGUGUGACGUGGACCCGGGUUCUGACCACGACGGAGUGCGGCAGCCACCCGCCGGCUCGGAGCAUCCCUCACUCUCGGUGGAGCCCGAGGGUGGCCUUGGGGACGUCCCCGACUUCUGUGCCGUCCUGCUCCUGCUCCUGCGUCCUGGGAAACCACGGAAGGGCACCCGGGAGAAGCCGGCCUGCCGCCCCUCCCCCAGCCAGCGGACCCUCCCCCAGACGCAGCAGCCCGGACUCUCUCCAGUGCUCUCGAUGACCACGAGUGCACGCGGCUCUGCCCAGGGCCUGCCUGUCCUUCCUGACGGGCAGCAGGCUCCCCACACUGUGCUGUUGUCCCGUACCUGCUCUCGUGGGUUUCCUGCCAAUUCCUAUAAUGUGUUAUUUUAAAAGAAGGAAAUAAAGAAACAAUCAAGUGGUA